AUGGCCUUUGCCAGAUCCGCCAGUGGACCAGCCGGUCUUAGUAUCAAUACUGGAGCCGCCAACCUGUUCGGAAGCGCUUCGAGUCAGCCUCCACCACCCGGCGGAUCAAUCCCAGCCAGUGCACAACCAUCAACGCAAACGAAUAGCCUGUUUGGCGGCAACCUGAACCAACAGCAGCAACAAACACAAUCCCAGCAGCAACAGCAGCAGCAGCAGCCCGGCGCCGGCGGCGGUUUGUUCGGAGCAAGCAUGGCAGCAUCAUCACAGCCCAGCCUGUUCGGCUCCAACACUGCAACAGCAGGCACGGGAGGUGGAGGAGGCCUGUUUGGCGGCACGACAGCUUCACAACCUCAACAACAGGCGGGCGGCGGUCUCUUCGGCUCAAGCACCACUGCCACAGCUCAACCAGCACAGGGAGGUGGUGGAGGGCUGUUCAACACUGCUGCCACCCAGCCCGUGUCUACGGCAGGCGGUGGGCUGUUCAACAAUGCCCAGAAUGCUGGUGGCUCUUUAUUCGGCGGCGGCGGAAACACCAACACUGGGACAUCGAGUCUGUUUGGGCAGAAGCCAGCGCAAGCCGGAGGUCUCUUUGGCGGCCAGGCUGCUACCCAGCCAGCUCAAGCCACAUCAGGCGGUCUAUUCGGCGGCCUCAACAAAUCCACAAACCAGCAGCAACCGAAUCCUACUUUGGGCGCCACCAUGAACCCGCAGGUCGUUCCUGGCGUGCGCAUCGAUGUUUCAAACAUGAAGUCCACGACGCGCUUCAACGACCUGCACGAGGAUAUCCAAAAGGGCAUAGCCGACAUUGACAAAUUCAUACAGAACUGCAUGUCCCAGAAGGACCAGCUCGAUGCCUUUAUGCCUGCACAUGGCGAGCAACUCUCUGCGAUCCCAGGCGACGUGCGCUUCGUCGGUCGCAAGUACGCCGCCGUCGACUCGGCCCUGGGCGCGGACCUACACGCCAUCAAGCAGAUGCGCGACCUGGUCAAGUCGGAUGCGGAGGAGGCGAAGCUGAGCUUCUCAGCGGUGGACAACCUCAUGCUGCCCAGCCAGUACCACGUCAACAACGCCCCGGGCUUCUUUGGGAGCUCGAAUAGGGACGGCUCGGGGGGCGGCGGCAAGGGCGGCGACGAUGAUGACAAGACGGCGUCGGACCUGGUCGGCUACUUCUCCAAGCAGGUCGACGAGAUGGACGAACAGAUCAAGCGCUUCCAGAAGAACGUCCGCGAGAUUGAGAUGCACCUCGGCGGCGUGCAGCAGAACGUUAUGGACCAGGCCAGCCGGCUGCAGAACGGCGGCGGCGGCUUUGGUGCCGGGUCGGCCGAGGACAAGCAGAUGGAGCUGUACGCGGUGCUGAGGGACUUUGAGGAGAGCAUCCUGCAAGUCGCAGGUGUGGUUGGUGCCGGCAGGGAGGGAGUCACCGAGCUGCAGCUUAGCGAUUUCAGGGGGCGGGGGCUGAAUGGUGUACACUGA
This is a messenger RNA of Diaporthe citri, 1473 nucleotides long. RefSeq lists its product as uncharacterized. The record is from RefSeq and is a predicted model, not a curated record. Gene Ontology annotation, cellular component: nuclear pore. Gene Ontology annotation, molecular function: structural constituent of nuclear pore. Gene Ontology annotation, biological process: nucleocytoplasmic transport. The transcript is spliced from 3 exons. The coding region runs from base 1 to 1473 and encodes 490 amino acids. Lineage: Eukaryota; Fungi; Ascomycota; Sordariomycetes; Diaporthales; Diaporthaceae.